Pestalotiopsis fici W106-1 is the source of this 1749-nucleotide messenger RNA. RefSeq lists its product as uncharacterized. Gene Ontology annotation, cellular component: mitochondrion; cytoplasm. The transcript has a single exon. Lineage: Eukaryota; Fungi; Ascomycota; Sordariomycetes; Amphisphaeriales; Sporocadaceae. Gene Ontology annotation, biological process: prolyl-tRNA aminoacylation. Bases 1 to 1749 code for a protein of 582 amino acids. Gene Ontology annotation, molecular function: ATP binding; proline-tRNA ligase activity. The record is from RefSeq and is a predicted model, not a curated record.
AUGCUAUCAACACGAGCAUCAUGGAUGUCCCAAGUUAAGACUGCUGGGGCAUCUAUAAGGAGCCUACGAUCCUACAGCAGUGCUCCGCCUUCAAAGUACGCGGAUACACGUCGUGCACGACUGUCACGAUUAUGGCUGCCUACACCAGGUGCGACAACAGGCUCUGAGCAUGAGGAUAGUCAUGCGAAACUGAUCAGGGCCGGUUUUCUCCGGCCGUCACAUGCUGGCAUCUUUCAUAUGCUGCCGCUUGGGCAAAGGGUUAUGGAAAAGCUCGAAAAGCUGAUCGACAAGCACAUGCAGGAUGUUGGCGCUCUCAAGGUGUCUCUGUCGUCGAUAUCAUCCCAAGCGCUGUGGGAAAAGACUGGUCGUCUAGAGGGAUAUGGUCCGGAACUGUUUCGUUUCGCCGACAGAAAAGAGACUGGCUAUCUGCUUGCGCCCACCCACGAAGAGGAAAUCACAUCCUUCUUCACCUCUCAUAUCUCAUACAGAAACUUGCCGCAGAGAAUCUACCAGAUCAGUCGCAAGUAUAGAGACGAACUCCGGCCGCGACACGGCCUCUUGAGAGGGCGAGAGUUUGUCAUGAAGGACUUGUACACUUUCGACGUGGACGUGGAGACGGCAUUGCAGACAUAUGCCGAAGUCAGAGCCGCCUAUUCACGGCUUUUUGAUGAGUUGAAGCUCCCCUACUUGGUCGCCGAGGCCAGUUCAGGAGAUAUCGGAGGAGACCUGAGUCAUGAAUACCAUCUUCCUUCGUCGGUGGGAGAGGAUAAUGUCAUUAGCUGCGACAGCUGUUCAUACGUUGCCAAUGAAGAGCUUGCAGUUUCCAAGCCUCGAUCGUAUGCUGAUGGUCAGGACAAGACUUCAGUGCAGAGGACAUGGCACGGCCUCACAAAGGACCGCUCUACUCUUAUUGUUGUCAAUUUUAGAGCUUCGUCCGACUCUGCCCACCCUGCAAUCAACACACAUGCCAUCAAGGCCAUUGUGCCCGACUUGGAUCCAAGCAUUGAAGAUGCCGGUGCCGUAUGGCGUCGUUCUACUGAAGCCGAAAAGGCCAGUAUGAAGACUAUCCGUCUGGUUGACCAGAGCGACGCUGGCUUGAAAGAGGAAGAAACAUCGGCACCGGAUUCCGAAACAGUCAUGACCCAGCACCCUGAGACAGGCGAGCCUCUGAACCUCCUGCAAAUCCACGACGGCGAUGGCUGCGCCCAAUGCGACUCGGGCAAGCUUCGCGUGCAAAAGGCUGUCGAGCUCGGCCACACGUUCCACCUCGGCACCCGAUACUCGGCCCCCCUAGACGCCCAGGUCCGCCUUCGUGAGAACACCCUCGUCCCCAUCCAGAUGGGCUGCCACGGUAUUGGCGUGUCUCGCAUCGUCGGAGCCGUGGCGGACCACUUGGCGGACAAGAAGGGCCUCAACUGGCCCCGAGCUAUUGCCCCUUAUGAGGUUGUCGUUAUCCCCGGGCGCAACACCAAGGACGAAGACGGCAGUCUCGUCUAUGAUCACCUGCAGAAGCAUGACCGCAAUGGCGAGCAGCAACCCAUUGACGUUAUCCUUGAUGAUCGGACCGAGUCCUUUGGCUGGAAGAUGAACGACGCCGACACUAUCGGCUACCCGGUCAUUGUUCUACUUGGACGCAAAUGGGACGGUGAGAGGGUGUGCGAGGUACAAUGCAGGAGACUUUCCAUCAAAGAAGAUGUACCAUUUGAACAAUUGCCCGUAUUUGUCAACGACUUGCUGGCAAAGCUGUAA